Molecule: messenger RNA, 1912 nt
Organism: Cladophialophora immunda
Lineage: Eukaryota; Fungi; Ascomycota; Eurotiomycetes; Chaetothyriales; Herpotrichiellaceae
Exons: 2
Coding region: 95-1681 (528 amino acids)
Molecular function (GO): oxidoreductase activity; flavin adenine dinucleotide binding
Source: RefSeq, a predicted model, not a curated record
CGGAUGGGCUUUUCGUUGAUUAUUUGCAGUAAUCGACGUGCGUGUCCAUGAUCUAGACGAGAUCAUAGAGUGUGUUCUUUUGGGGGAGACUUGGAUGAAAUUGCUCGUGACAACGGCCUGGCGAGCUCGUAAGGCCCUCCUCCUCCUCUUCGACUCCCGAACUGCUUUUGCUCUGCAGCAAGGGGGCCGCAGCGGACAGCAGCAACCCGGGCGCGAGAGCAGGCGAUCCAUCACGACGACGGCGACGGCGACGGCGAGGAUGGCAAGCCAUUACGAGGCCAUCAUCGUAGGAUCCGGCCAAGGAGGGACACCGCUGGCGCAGGCGUUGGCCAAAGCCGGGCGGCGCACGGCGCUGAUCGAGGCGACGCACGUGGGCGGGACGUGCAUCAACGAGGGCUGCACGCCGACCAAGACGAUGGUGGCCAGCGCGCGCAUCGCGCACCUGGCGUGCCGGGCGCAGAGCUACGGCGUGCAGUUCAAGCGGUCCAGCCUGGUGCUCAACAUGGAGACGGUGCGCAAGCGCAAGCGCGACAUGGUCGACAGCUUCCGCAGCGGCAGCGAGGCGCGCCUCCGGGCCACCGACAACCUCGACCUCAUCUUCGGCCGGGCCACGUUCACGGCGCCCAAGCAGCUCGAGGUCGUCGUGCCGCACGACGAGGCCCACCCGCUGACCCUCACGGGCGACCAGAUCUUCAUCAACGCCGGGUGCUCGCCCGCGACGCUCGACGCGCGCAACGCCGACCGCACCGAGGGCCUGCUCGACUCGACGUCCAUCAUGGAGCUGGGCGAGGUGCCGCGCCACCUGGCCAUCGUCGGCGGGGGCGCCAUCGGGUGCGAGUUCGCGCAGAUGAUGAAGCGGUUCGGGGCGCGCGUCAGCCUGAUCCAGCGCGCCGACCGGCUGCUGCCCAAGGAGGACGCGGACGUGUCGGACGAGGUGCGGGCCAUCUUCGCGGGCGCCGGCAUCGACGUGUACCUGGGCGCCACGGUGCGCGAGGUGUCGAACGUGACCCUGGGCCAGAUCGUGGUGGCGCUGACGCAGGGCGACGGCACCCCCAAGUCGCUGCUGUGCUCGCACGUGCUGGUGGCCGCGGGCCGCACGCCCAACACGGCGACCCUGGGCCUCGACCGCGCGGGCGUCGCCCUCGACCCCCGCGGCUUCGUGGCCGUCGACGAGCACCUCGCCACCUCGGCCCCCGGCGUCUGGGCCCUGGGCGACAUCAAGGGCGGCCCGCAGCAGACGCACGUCAGCUACGACGACUUCCGCGUCCUGCGCCACAACAUCAUCACCCACGCCCACGCCGGCGAGCGCGCCUCCAUCCACGGCCGCCUCGUGCCCUACACCACCUUCAUCGACCCCCAGCUCGGCCGCGUCGGCCUGACCGAGCGCGAGGCCCGCGCCCUCGACCCCCCGCGCAACGUCAAGGUCGCCAAGAUGCCCAUGGCCUACGUCGCCCGCGCCCUCGAGAUGGACGAGACAAAGGGCUUCAUGAAGGCCGUCGUCGACGCCGACACCAAGGAGAUCCUGGGCUUUGCCUGCCUGGGCAUCGAGGGCGGGGAGAUCAUGAGCAUGGUCCAGAUGGCCAUGUUGGGCGGGUUGACCUACGACGAGUUGGAAAACGCCAUCUUCGCGCAUCCUUGUCUAAGCGAGAGUCUCAACAACCUCUGGGGAUUUUUGGAGUGAGUGUUCUGGGAAAAGACGAUGGGGGACCACACAUGCUUUGGUUUGGUGGGGAUACAUUAUAAUACCUCUCGCCGCCGCAGAGGAGAUAGAGCGCAAUCUGCAAACGCUGUGCCAGACGGGCGAGACCCUCGUUGUCCAUCGGGGCUCCCGCCCGCGAGUUUCCCUGUAAUCUCGAUGCAGAUGUUGGAUGAAAUGUCUUGUUUGGCAGCUAUUCAACACCUGCAGAUGUUC